AUGGCCCAAAAUACUCCAAAACGGCUCAAGACGGCCAUCCCGUCGGCUUGCGUGAACUAUCUCAGCACGCCACCACCAUCGGUGCGUAUCACCGGUUCUCCACCCCAUCCAGGUGUCAUCGGUACGCCGACUUCCGAUGCGCAAACGCCCGGUGGUCAACAACACCCAUCGCAGGCGUGGAGCAACAGUUGGCUUAGUGACGCCACAACUCCCACCUCGAGCUGCAGUUCACCCGAUGGACACCACAACCGGAGUUUUGGUGGCCACAAUUCCUCCGGUACGCCACAUAACUGGAGCUCCACUUCCGGUGGCGGUGGGUCGGCAGAAAAGGCAGAAAAUAAGCGCGGCCGACCCCGAUCGGAAGCGCUCACGACGCUCAUGGUCGAGGGUUCGAUUUCGCCUUCGUCGAUUAAAUGCCACUACUGCAACCGGGUCUUUCCGAGGGAAAAAUCACUGCAGGCGCAUCUCCGCACACACACAGGUGAACGUCCUUACCAUUGUGACUAUCCCGGGUGUACCCGUGCCUUCACGCAGAGUGGCCAGUUGAAGACACACCAACGGCUACAUACGGGCGAACGGCCUUUCAUCUGCUCGGCUACCAACUGCCAGAUGCGGUUCACGCAUGCGAAUCGCCACUGUCCGGAUCAUCCGAACGAUACGCUCAAACGGUGCGAUGACUUCGUUAUCCAAACCGUCCCGGAGCAGAACAGUGAGGUCCUGAAGUGGCUAGAGAAGUAUCGAGCCGAGCGUGAGGAUCGAACGCCAACUCGCAAGACACCGAAAAGAAUUGGUAGUAGUUCCGGUGGAAGCAAUGGCACUCGAGGAAUCGAUGACGAUGGGGUGGAUAACGCGCAAAACGAGGUUGAAAACCAACGAUCGAGUUCGCUACCGAAGGCAAACAUCGAGAACCACUUGCCGGUGGGCAUUAACGGUAGUAAUGGGGCUGUUGGUGGAGCUGCAUACGGCGGAGUAAACAAUGAGCAAUUACAAUCGUUGCCACUGACACCGUACAAAUCGAGCCGCAAGGGGCUUAUGGACAUGAACGCCGGUUCCGGAAGCCCAGUGUUGAUGGCGAAAGCGAAGAACUCCCGGCCGAAACUGAUCCAGUGGCAGGAACCAACCAACCAAGAUGAAUCCGGGGACGAGUGCUGCGCACCAUCGACCCUGUCCACGUACAACCCGAAGAAGAAGUGGUUGCAGGACGCUUGUCAGGAUGAACUCGCGAAACCACUCGAACCGAAUCUGAUCUCGCAGAAGGUGUUCUCGUCCACAACGUCGACGAUGGCCCUUAAGCAGCAGUUGCACCAGGAAGGUGGCUACAUUAGAUCACCAGUGAAAAGGCAACUGCUCAGUGCGAUGGGCCACACAAAACCAUUGCCACGUAUAGAGGGCUUCGGUGGUGCCAGUUUGCCCGUCCCAGUACUAUCUCCCAUCGUUACAGCGCCUCCGAUCGAUCCAAAUCAAACUCGCCCAACGGUACUGAUGGUGGCCAGCAAGGACUGUGCUCGGCCCCUGUUCGAGCAACAUGCACCAGCGCUGGUAGCAAAUGGUGGUGGCCCCCCGAGCACAAUAACCUCAAAUUCCUCGCCAAAACCGGAGGAGAACAAUCGCAUGCUUCAGGGUGCACUUGCGCUGAUGCAGCUUGCCACAAAGAACGCCCUGCUCGGUGGUUCCUUCGCUAAUCAGGGCGAUCUGGGAGAGAACGAACCUAGCCCGUACCUGGAAGGAUUGACGGUUCCACCGGCAAGCCUGGUUCCUUCGGAUCUACUAAACACUGCUAUCGACACGAACGGGCACGCUUCGCACCAAGAGAGCUACGCUGAAAGCUGCUGA
Anopheles nili is the source of this 1833-nucleotide messenger RNA. RefSeq lists its product as uncharacterized. Gene Ontology annotation, molecular function: RNA polymerase II cis-regulatory region sequence-specific DNA binding; DNA-binding transcription factor activity, RNA polymerase II-specific. NCBI's taxonomy places the organism in Eukaryota, Metazoa, Arthropoda, Insecta, Diptera, Culicidae. Gene Ontology annotation, biological process: regulation of transcription by RNA polymerase II; central nervous system development. The transcript is spliced from 4 exons. Bases 1 to 1833 code for a protein of 610 amino acids. Gene Ontology annotation, cellular component: nucleus. The record is from RefSeq and is a predicted model, not a curated record.